AUGAACGUUGAUGAUGAACAAACAUCAAAGUAUCACCAACAAAAGUACAAGUUGCAGGAAAGCCCAGAAGAAAAGACAAGUACAAAGAAAAAGCUUCUAAGACAGAAGGAAUUAAGUUUAAAAGCGCAAAACGAAUCUAAAAAACAAGAACAAAGCUGGAACGAAGGGUUAUCUACAGAAAAUGAGAGAUUAGAAAAUCGAUUCGGAUAA
Racocetra fulgida is the source of this 210-nucleotide messenger RNA. NCBI's taxonomy places the organism in Eukaryota, Fungi, Glomeromycota, Glomeromycetes, Diversisporales, Gigasporaceae. The record is from the annotation of a GenBank genome assembly.